UUGUCUUAAAGCUUUGGAGAAAACAAAUGCUUAAAAAGAACGCAGGGUGGCGCUGCAGCCUCAUAAGUAGAAGAAACCGGGACCAGCCAACUAUCCAGUAACCAGACGCUGAAGGGAGGAGGAAGGAGGGGAGGCCUUCUAAGGCAGCCUUUCCGGAAAGUCUUGGGACUGGGGAUUGUGGAUUUAUCCCAUUGUCUGCAAGAUAUUUGCAGAGCAAGUUAGUGACGACGUGAAUCACGGCUGGAGCGAGUUUGUUGGGAGACCAGAAGGCGAUGGAGGCUGCAGAGGAAAUGGAGCGAGUCCUGAAAAAAAGGCAAGUCCUGCUGUUCUUUGUUUUGCUGGGCAUAGCUCAGGCUGGGUCCACUCUUAGGCGCUACUCAGUGGAGGAGGAAGCGGAGAAUGGCUUUUUUGUGGCCAAUUUGUUAAAGGACCUGGGGCUAGAGGUAGAUGAACUUGCUGCGCGGGGACCACGAGUUAUUUCCAAAGGGAAAAAAUUGAACUUAGAGUUCAAUAGGCAGACCGGGGAUUUGUUAUUAAGGGAGAAACUGGACCGGGAGGAGCUGUGCGGCCCCGCCGAACCCUGUGUGGUACCUUUCCAGGUGUUACUGGGAAAUCCUUUGCAGAUUUUUCAGGCUGAGCUGCAGAUUAGGGACAUAAAUGAUCAUUCUCCCGUUUUUCUGGACAAAGAAAUAAUUUUGAAAAUUUCAGAAAUGACUGCUUCUGGAACCACUUUCCUAAUAGAACCGGCUCAAGAUAUAGAUGUAGGAAGCAACAGUCUCCAAACUUACACAAUCAGCCCCAAUUUCUAUUUUCAUCUUAAAUUGCAAGACAGUCCGGAUGGCACGGUAUUACCACAGCUGGUUCUGGACAGAGUGCUGGAUCGGGAGGAACAAUCUGAAAUCAGAUUAACACUCACAGCGAUAGAUGGUGGGAGUCCACCCAGGUCUGGCACCGCACUGGUCCUUAUUGAAGUCUUGGACAUCAAUGACAAUGUCCCCACAUUUUCAAAGUUUCGCUAUGAGGUCCAGGUCCCAGAGAACAGUCCUGUUGGAUCCCAGGUUGCUACAGUCUCUGCUAGGGAUUUAGACAUUGGGGACUACGGAAAAAUAGCUUACGCUUUUUCCCAAGCAACUGAAGACAUUCGGAAAACAUUUCGAAUGAAUGCAACAUCCGGAGAAAUCCUUUUAGCAAAGCUACUGGAUUUUGAAUCCAUCCAGACAUAUACAGUAUAUGUUCAGGCUACAGAUGGUGGGGGACUUUCUGGAAGUAGUGUGGUGUUUGUUCAAGUGAUGGAUUUGAAUGACAACCCACCAGAACUGACUAUGUCCACAUUUACCAAUCACAUCCCAGAAAACUCCCCGGAAACCAUAAUUGCUGUGUUCAGUGUUGCAGAUCCUGACUCUGGAGACAACGGAAAAAUGGUGUGCUCCAUCCCAGAGGAUCUUCCUUUUAUUCUAAAACCCUCAGUUGAGAACUUCUACACUCUUAUGACAAACACAGCCCUGGACCGGGAGACCAGAUCACAGUACAACAUCACCAUUACCAUCACUGAUCUAGGCACACCCAGGCUCACAACACAGCACACCAUAACAGUGCAGGUGUCCGAUGUCAAUGACAACGCCCCCGCCUUCACACAAACCCCUGGUCACCUGGUGGAUAUCAGCGGCACUGGGACCCUGUCCCAGAGCUACCAAUAUGAGGUGUGUCUGACUGGAGACUCUGGAACCACAGAUUUCAAGUUUCUGAAGCCUGUUAUUCCCAACUUCUUCCUUCAGAGUUCAGAGAGAAAGAAUGAUACAAACGCCAGUUGCAGGAAUAGUUUUGAAUUCAGUUAAAUAUUGAUGAGGAAAUACGGAGUCGAGUCUCAGCUAAAACGUUAAAGGCUUGAUUUUACUGCUUUGCCAACUGGAGUCUCUUUUCCUGUGAAAGUAACUAUCUUACUCUAAUCCUUUGCACGUCACUGGUAUUUCUAGAUAAGUAAGGUCUGUGGAAUAAGGAAUCUGAAUUUUGCUUUUAUUCCAAUUGUGAUUAGUCUUGUAGUUUUGUUUGACUUAAUGUGAGAGUAAAAUUUGUGUUUUCAGAAAUCCUUUUAUUUUUAGAUAGGACCUCACUAUGUAGUUCUGGCUGUCCUGGAACUCACUAUGUAGACCGGGCUGGUCUCCAACUCACAGAGAUCCACCUGUCUCUGCCUCCUGGAUUAAAGGUGCAUGGAUGGCACUGUCCCCUGCAGAAAUCUUUGAAGUUUGAGUUAGAGCAUCAUUACCCAAAUGUAACUUCUCCAGUUCUGGGUUAUUCUUAAGUGCUGUCUAAAAUGGUCUUCUCUCAUUAUUUGAGUGGUAACAAUUUGCAGCCCAGACUAUUUAUUUUCAUUUAUUCUCUUGUUAAUAUAACAUUUAUCUUGUGAUCUGACUUGAAACUCUUUACACUGGUGUGAAUAAUAUAAUAUUCUUUCCAUGUUUAUCUACACACAUAUUUUAAAGUAUCAGCAUGCAAAACUUAUGAUUCUUUAAAGAUUGUGGGAACCCUAAUUGUUGGAUUUCACAAAAUAUUCAAAUUGUAAAUGCAAAACAAACUCGAUCAAAAUUGUAUUUCUAUGAUUUUAAAAUUUUAAAAAUCUGAAAUAUAUAUGAUUUUUAAAUUUCCAUCUGUUCUAAAGGAUAUGACUAAAGGAUCCAUCUGUUCUAAAGGAUAUAGCUAAAGGAUGAUUUUCAAGGGCAUGAUAAUUUUUUAUGUUUUAUGUCGAAUAGUCUUUCAAAACUCUUGUGCUGAACUCAAUAUUUUUAAAUUUUUUCUUUUUGAGAAAAGAUCUCAUUGUGGUCUUGAACUUGUGACAGGUCCUCCCCCAUCCAGAGUGUUGGGAUUACAAGCAUUGCAUUAACAUUCCCAGUUAAUUAAACUACUCAGGACUUUAUUAUAAUUGAACUGUAUACAACAGAGUAUGCUUUUAUCUUUUCCCAACUUAGAAAAUUUGUAUGUAGCUUGGUGUUCCAUUCUAAAAAGUUUCCAUGGUAUUAAAGAUUCAAUUGGACAUAAGUCUGUGAGCAGUAUAUGUGGAUCCAUUAUAAUUUUUAUUAAUUUUCUGGAUGGACUUAUUCUAUUUCCCCCUCUUUAAUACCAUAGACUUUUCAAUGCCUUUGUAAAAUAAAGUUUGUGAUGGGCCAAUGAGAUGGUCGACAGACCUGACAACCUGAGUUCAUCCCCUGACCCACAUGAUGGGAGUAGAAAACCAAACUCCUCUGACUUAAACACACACACACACACACACACACACACACACACAAUUGUUUAAACACUUUAGUUUUUGAGUUAUGUUUAUGUGUAGCUCUCUUUUAUUUCAUAAUUAGCACAGUUACUUUUUAGGUUCUUAAUUUUUUUGACUGAUU
This is a messenger RNA of Peromyscus maniculatus bairdii (prairie deer mouse), 3383 nucleotides long. Lineage: Eukaryota; Metazoa; Chordata; Mammalia; Rodentia; Cricetidae. The record is from RefSeq and is a predicted model, not a curated record.